GGCCGCUCUCGUCCCCCCCCCCGCCGCCUCCGCGCUGUCGCGACAUCUCGUGGCGGAAGCGGAAGCGGAAGCGGUGGGUGCGGGUGCGCCAUGCUGCAGCGGCUGCUCCUGCUGCUCCUGCUGCUCCGCGCCGUGUCCCGCGUCGACACGGAGGGGCAGCAGCAAGACGAGUCCAGCAAAAGUGAUGCAGGCACCGGCGGAGCGGGCCAGGCUGGAGCGAGCGGCGUGCAGGACACCGCCGGCGGGGAGCAUACGAAUGUGUCCAGCGGGACCGCAGAGCAGCACCCCGGGGCGGAUCACACGCAGGGCGGAUCACAGACGAGCAAUGGAGGGGUGACACAGGAGGACGCGGGAGCGCCCGGCACUGGUGAUGGUACAGGGAAUAGUGAUGGUGGCCAGGAUGGGCAGAGCAGCAGCACAAGUACCCAGGGCAACACACAGGGCAAUGGUGCGGGUGACAAUGGCCAGAAGCAGGGCAGCAGCAACCAGACCCAGAGCACCAGUAGCACGGACAAAGGCAACAAGGACAGCAGCACCCAGGGUGGCGGCAGCGGUGGUAAAAACCAGAGCAACAACCCCCAAAAUAACGGCAAGGAUGGGGCUGACAGCCAGCCCAGCAGCACUGACAACACUGGGAGCACAGCUGAGAACGGGGGCACUGGCACUGAGAACCAGAGCAAGAACAGCGACAGUAAGAACAGGAAUGAGGUCACUAACCAGGAGACCAAAGCCAAGAAUACGGGGAGCAAUGAUGAGGGCCAGGGCAAGGACGGGGAGACUAGCAGUGAGAAACAGGACAAGAACCAGGGCAGCACCACCAAGAAGCAGGGUAGCAAGAAUGGCAGUAGUGACAAGAGCCAGGCCAACAACGAGGAGACCGAGAAGGAGAAGAAUGAGGACGAGAACCAGGCCAGCAACCAAGACAGGAACAGUGGGAACCAGGCCAACAACGCAGACACCAACACCGAGAACAAGGAUGAUGAUGACAAGAACCAGGACGACAACCAGGAAGGUAAUGAUGGGAACCAGGAGAGCAACACCGGGAACCAGGAGAGCAACACCGGGAACCAGGGCAAUGAUGGGGACUCAUCAAGAGAUAAAAACGUGCCACCACAAUCAACUUCCUCCGCUGGUGAGGACGACACCUUCUUAGAGAAUGAAGAAGGCCCCAGGGAGGAAGAAGAGGGGGCUAAAGGCAGCAGCGAUGCCUCCUCCUUUGCUAAGGAGGGAGGGAAGAGCCUUCCUUCUCCCAGGGACCAGUCGGAGAGCAGCCACUUCUUUGCCUACCUGGUGACCACUGCGAUUAUUGUCGCUGCCUUGUACGUAGCGUAUCACAACAAGCGCAAGAUCAUUGCUUUUGCUCUGGAAGGAAAAAGGUCCAAAAGUGGUCGACGGCCCAAAUCUGGCGAUUAUCAGAGACUGGAUCAGAAGAUCUAGAUUCCUCCUCGGAUGCUCAGCAGAGUAAUGAUGGAUGGCGUUGAAAGUGCAGGAACCCCGGGACACCCGCUGCCUCCCCCACUGCAGCUGUGCACCAUGUUCAGGUUUCAGACAGCAGGAAGAAGAAGGGGAAAUGCUUUUAGUUUUGCACCUGCACCUCGGUAACGUUAAACCCCUCACUUCCUCAUAACACAUUUCUCCUUUCCCACCUACCUGAAGAUGAAACUGGCUUGUAGCCUGUGACCCAGGAAAAGCCAGUGCCCAGCACUUGACAGAACCUCUGUGGCCAAAUGAAAUGGAAUUUGCCAACUACUGUACUGACGUCUCCUCUUGGGGGAAAGAAAUUAUAUAUAUACAGAUUUAUCUUAUCUGCCUGCGAAAUGAGCCAUCUGACCCUUCCCCUUCCCGAGCCCUAGAGCUCUGGUUGUACCCAGCACCUCGAGACACGGACGUUCUCCUCUUCUGUCCACUGUCUUUGGAUGCUCAACUGCAGCGUGUGACCGACUGCACUGGUUUGGAAACGAUCCACUGAGGCCUCUGAUCUGAUCUGAUUUAUUUCCCUCUCUCUGUGGUGAAGACAACGUUGGGGUUUAACAUCCAGAUUCUCUCUUCCCUGCACAUAUUUUACACUUGGGUCGUAGCUUAAACUUCCUCAGCUGCAUCUUCUGCUCCCCGCAGGGCUUUUUCCCUUCCUGCUCCCUGCGGGGCUCUUUCCUUCCCUGCUCUCUGCUUGUCUCUUCCCUCUCACCCCCUAGAGCUGUUUGCACUAGUUGGCAGCUGCAGUCCAAUGCUAUGCAGGAGGGCAGCUGAGGAAGCUUCGUGCCAGCUUGGCACGGUGUGGUUGUAGCAGACCUCGCCUGGAAGGUGGCUUCCCUCCCCCUGGUAGAUGUCAUUCCGCAGUGGUGUAAAGUGUGUGAUAACCUUGAAGCGUUGGGAUGAACAGAGCUUGCACCCUUCAAGCCUCUUCCUAGGAGGUGCAGCACUGAGGCCCCAGAAGGAAGCCAAAGGAGCCUCCCAGCCACGGAGCUCGCUGCCACCGGGCGCUCGGCGCUGCCUCCUGCUCUAGUGCCCUUUCCCCCCGGCUGAGCUGUGAGGUGGCAGCUCGGCCCCUGGGUUGCACAAGCCUUGGCAGAGCUUCUUGCCUUGCAAAACCGCAGCACGUCUCCUGUGCCCGCAUCACCACCGACUCCUUGAGCCGGUGACCGAUGUGAGGGGCUCCUGGUGUCACCAGCACAACCUCUUCCUGCUCCUCGGCUCUGCUGGCCCUGGUUUUGAGUGCUUGAAUGUAAUGUCACCAGCUGCUGGUCCCUUUGGUGCACUUAAACCAGGGUUGGGGCAUUCUGGGGUUGUUUAAAGCUGCCAAACGUGGUGAUUGGGGAGUUUACAGCUCUGAGGUGUUUGCUUCUUAUUGUAGUUCUACUCCAAAGAUGUUGUGGGAGACGGGAUGUUUCCACAGAGGCCAUGAAGUGCCUGCCCAGCUCGUGCUUGCAGAAGCUAUUUUGGAGACCGGGAGUGUGAGGUGGAGGGAAGGGAAAGGAAAACAAGGUUAGGAAUGUCACCCCGGGGGGGAAUGUAUCUUUUUGGAAGGAGCUCCUGCAGCAAGGUGCCACUCUUCAGAGAUCCCAUAGGAUAAGGCUGAGGCUCUGGUUGUGUGUGUGGCUGGUUUAUGGACAGGAUGUGGAGUGGGAGGUGAUGGCUUUUGUGUGCUGACAGCGAGGAAGAGCCCCGCACUCCGCACAUGGAAUGCCAUGUGCUGCCGAGCUGCUCCCGCAGCGUUUUUAGCGUGUGCCGUUUUCCUGCUUUGCCUUAUUGGCUUUAACUGAAAGCAAAUUGACAAAGGGGUUUAUUUCUCACCAUCUGUUUGCUUUUCCAUCCCGUGAGCUUUCCCAGUCCUCUCUCCAGCCCAGGUAGCGUUGGGAAUCCCACUGCUGUCAGCAAAGGGAGCAGCGAGCUCUUGGGAGAGCGGAACCAUCAGACCCCAGCACCUCAAGCCCCAGGAUGGACCAAGCACGAGCAGCUCGUGCAUCAGCUGGACGAGGACCUUGGUUUGCUCAGUGCCAGGAAGAGGCACAGCUCAGGCCAGGCUAAACCAGGGGGGCUCCUCCUUGGAUCUCCCACCCCCCAUUCCCAGGGGUUCCUGGCUGAACGGGUGGAUGGUACCUCUCGGUAUCUCUUUGUUUUGGCCCAGUGUUGCUCCUUCGAGGCCGGCUGUGGGUUCGAAUGAGCAAAGAGUUUGUUUUCUGCUGCACUUUGCUUUGAAGGAUCUGAAGUUUUAUAUUUCUUUGUAGUUUUUCUUCUGGUUUCCUGUGUGUUGAAGUCAAUAAAUGGGUUUAAAACCAAAAA
This is a messenger RNA of Strigops habroptila (Kakapo), 3780 nucleotides long. RefSeq names its product trans-golgi network protein 2 (gene TGOLN2). The record is from RefSeq and is a predicted model, not a curated record. Lineage: Eukaryota; Metazoa; Chordata; Aves; Psittaciformes; Psittacidae. The transcript has 4 exons. The coding region runs from base 91 to 1437 and encodes 448 amino acids. Gene Ontology annotation, cellular component: trans-Golgi network; trans-Golgi network transport vesicle; endosome.